UCAAGGCAGCAAAAGCCCUCUUCACUCUCUUGCUCUGCUCACGUUUCCGAUCGAAAAAUGGGAGAGAAGCCGAAAUCUGGUGGUGUCUGGCCUACUGUGAAGCCAUUUGUUAAUGGCGGUGCAUCUGGGAUGCUUGCCACCUGCGUUAUCCAACCAGUGGAUAUGAUAAAGGUGAGGAUUCAGUUGGGUCAAGGCUCCGCAGUGCAUGUGACAAAGAAUAUGCUCCGAGAAGAGGGUUUAGGAGCAUUUUACAAGGGGUUGUCAGCUGGCCUGCUCAGACAAGCUACUUACACCACUGCACGACUUGGAUCAUUCAGGAUUUUGACGAACAAAGCAAUUGCUGCUAAUGAUGGGAAGCCACUACCUCUGUACCAGAAAGCUCUUUGUGGGCUGACAGCUGGAGCAAUUGGAGCAUGUUUUGGUAGUCCUGCUGAUUUAGCACUCAUCCGUAUGCAGGCUGAUGCCACUUUGCCUGCUGCACAACGGCGGCAUUACAAAAAUGCAUUCCAUGCACUAUCCCGCAUUGUUGGAGAUGAAGGAGUUCUGGCACUCUGGAAAGGAGCAGGUCCUACUGUAGUGAGGGCUAUGGCAUUGAAUAUGGGCAUGCUCGCCUCUUAUGAUCAAAGUGUUGAGUUUUUCAGAGACUCCCUUAAUUUUGGUGAAGCUAGUACAAUAGUGGGAGCGAGUGCUGUUUCUGGAUUCUUUGCUGCAGCCUGUAGUUUACCAUUUGACUUUGUGAAAACUCAAGUACAGAAAAUGCAACCUGAUGCCAACGGGAAGUAUCCGUAUACUGGAUCUUUGGACUGUGCAAUGAAAACUCUGAAAGCAGGAGGGCCCUUCAAAUUCUACACAGGGUUUCCUGUCUAUUGUGUUAGGAUUGCUCCCCAUGUCAUGAUGACGUGGAUAUUCCUGAACCAAAUUCAGAAGUUUGAGAAAACAAUUGGAUUGUAGAAUACCAAGUACCAGAAUUUUGCUUGGGGUUGGAGCAUCAGUCACUACAAUAAGAUUUUUUGCCUUUGUACUGUUAGUGAGGGCUGGUUUUGACGGCUUUGGCAGCCCUCAACUAUUGCUUUAUUUUCUUCCAGAAAGUUUGGCAAAAUUGACUAGAAUACAGGGUUAAUAAUCAUUGGAGCUGUAUCACAAACAGUUGUUGCUGAUUUUUUUUUUCCCUUUUAAUUUCUGCAGAAUUGUGGGUAGGAAUAUUUUUUCAGUGUAGCUAAAUUGUUGGCUCAUGAAGGUGGUCAUGUUGCUUUGAUGUGAGAGAACUCAAAUCAUUCCAUUUAUGUUAUAGGUGAAAGAACCCAUCAUUUGCUUAA
Messenger RNA from Telopea speciosissima, 1316 nucleotides. Its product is annotated as mitochondrial dicarboxylate/tricarboxylate transporter DTC. Gene Ontology annotation, biological process: transmembrane transport. The coding region runs from base 58 to 951 and encodes 297 amino acids. Gene Ontology annotation, molecular function: oxoglutarate:malate antiporter activity. The record is from RefSeq and is a predicted model, not a curated record. The transcript is spliced from 6 exons. NCBI's taxonomy places the organism in Eukaryota, Viridiplantae, Streptophyta, Magnoliopsida, Proteales, Proteaceae.